Messenger RNA from Bubalus bubalis (water buffalo), 939 nucleotides. RefSeq names its product olfactory receptor 4C46-like. The transcript has a single exon. Gene Ontology annotation, cellular component: membrane. Gene Ontology annotation, molecular function: G protein-coupled receptor activity; olfactory receptor activity. Gene Ontology annotation, biological process: G protein-coupled receptor signaling pathway. The record is from RefSeq and is a predicted model, not a curated record. NCBI's taxonomy places the organism in Eukaryota, Metazoa, Chordata, Mammalia, Artiodactyla, Bovidae. Bases 1 to 939 code for a protein of 312 amino acids.
AUGAGAUACAUGCAGAACAGGAACAACGUGACAGAGUUCGUUCUACUGGGGCUGACACAGAAUCCAAAGAUGCAGAAAGUCAUAUUCGUAGUCUUUUUGGUUGUCUACAUUGUCUCUGUGGUAGGAAAUGUGCUCACUAUGGUCACCAUCACUACCAGCCCAUUAUUGGGGUCUCCCAUGUACUUUUUCCUGGCUCAUCUCUCUUUUAUUGAUGUCUGCUAUUCCUGUGUCAAUACCCCUAAACUGAUUGUAGAUUCACUCCAUAAGAAGAAAACCAGCUCUUUCAUUGAAUGCAUGUGCCAGAUCUUUGGAGAGCAUUUAUUUGCAGGUGCUGAUGUCAUCCUGCUGACUGCAAUGGCCUAUGACCGCUACGUGGCCAUCUGCAAGCCCUUGCACUACACGACCAUCAUGAACUGGCAGGUGUGUUGGUUGCUAGUGGGAGUGGCAUGGGCAGGAGGCUUUCUUCAUGCAACUAUUCAGAUCCUCUUCAUCUUCAGGUUACCCUUCUGUGGCCCUAAUGUCAUAGACCACUUUAUGUGUGAUCUGAACCCUUUGCUCGAAUUUUCCUGCACUGAUACCCACACUCUAGGACUCUUUGUUGCUGCCAACAGUGGGUUCAUCUGUCUGUUAAUCUUCCUCCUCUUGGUUGGCUCCUAUACAGUCAUUCUGCUCUCUUUAAGGACACGGAGCUUGGAGGCGAGGCAAAAAGCCCUUUCCACCUUGAUCUCCCACAUUACAGCAAUCCUCUUGUUCUUUGUGCCAAGCAUUUUUACUUACAUGAGACCAGCAGUUACUUUACCUAUUGAUAAAGCAGUUGCUGUAUUCUACACUAUGGUAACUCCCAUGUUAAAUCCCUUAAUAUAUACCUUGAGAAAUGACCAGAUGAAAAAUGCCAUUAGGGAAUUGUGUAGUAGAAAAGUGAUUUCAAGUGAUCGAUAA